AUGGGUAAACCGUGUGAGCCUGUUCUUUGUGAAAUAGUCCUUGUUGCAGUUGAUUACAGGACAUUGUGUGAUUCUUUGAGCAGUGACGGCGACAUUGAGGAGAUUAUUUUUGAAAGUUAUGAUGGUUCUCAACUUGCCACUUCUGUUACCAAGGGUUUAGAUGAAUUGCCAGUUUCUCUACCUGAUGAGGUUCUAAAGAAAGAUACAGACGACCAGCCACUUGAAUGUUUACAUGUUGCCACUCAUGAUAGACCAUGCGAUACUAGUGUCGAUGAGCUUGAUAAAGUGGCAGAUUCUUCCCUAGCUAAGCGGAAUUGUACUUAUGCACGGCUUUAUGAUAGAAGGGGUUCCACAAGGAGCAAACGACGUAAAGGGAAACAUGUGCCACAUGAUUUUCAUUGUGCUGAUAUGGCCAAUUCUGUGCCUCGGUUGCGUGGGAUUGAUUUUGACAAUUGUGAUGCAGAAUCAGUGGUUGGAACAAGUGUUUCAUAUGAAUCUCAAGCUGGCACAUAUGCUUGGUUAAAUUAUGUUGCUACUGUAGAAUGGAGAUUUGACUUGAUUAAUGAUUAUAUGCGUCCUAGCGGGGUUAGAGCAUUUGAGGCAAAGACCACUUGUGAUAAGUCUAACAGUGUCCCGGUUAGGAACACUAAUGAUGUGACUAUCCAGCAUGAGGCUGACCACAAGAGAAAAUCUGUUGUUCCGACAGUUGAUGCUAAGGCCACUGACACCCAAGAGAGUGUUGCCGCAGAUGAUGGUUGCAAGAACAUAGAGCCUAUGUUUAUUCAGUUUGGCAGUCAACCCGAAGUACGUUGUGAUCGCAAGUAUGUUUUCCCAUUAGUGUUUGAUGGCCGAGACUUGGUGACAGACAAGGAAAGGGUUAAAGGCUCCAGUGACACUCCAAGUUUUAAGACUCAGAAUGCUAGUGAGGGGCAGUACAAUAGUGUUCCUACACAUAAGGUUCAGUUCCAACCAGUUCCUAAGGUUCAACAUAGAUAUAUUGACAAUACUGAUAUACACCGGUACAGUUCCAGAAGUUCUGGCACAACUAACAGUUUUGGAUGA
Molecule: messenger RNA, 1062 nt
Organism: Oldenlandia corymbosa var. corymbosa
Lineage: Eukaryota; Viridiplantae; Streptophyta; Magnoliopsida; Gentianales; Rubiaceae
Source: the annotation of a GenBank genome assembly